AUGUCUGCCUUGCCUUCAACGUCGCCCUCGGCGUCGGGCGCGGGCGACGUCGCUGCCCCCUCUGAAAAGCAGCAGCACAGCUCCAGCGACAUCGCCGCCGCCACCGACACGCUCCCCGCACUCGCUGCAUCCUCCCCUCUUGAUGCCCCUGCCCCCGUCCAACGACCCACCGGCACCCUGAUGCGCAUCUACUCCAAGCCCAUCACCCAGAUUGUCCUGCUCGGCCUCGUCUGCUUCCUCACCGCCGGCUUCUUCAACGCCCUCAGCGGCAUCGGCGGAGGCGGACAGGUCUCGGCCGACGCCGCCAACACCGCCAACCUCGCCCUCUACUCGGUCUUUGCCGUCGUCUCCUUCUUCAGCGGAUCCAUCCUCAACCGCCUCGGCAGCCGCCUCACCCUCUUCCUCGGCGCUCUCGGAUACUGCCUCUACAUCAUCUCGUUCCUCGUCUACAACAUCUACGCCAACAAGGGCUUCGUCAUCGCCGCCGGCGCCAUCCUCGGCGUGUGCGCAUCCCUCCUCUGGGUCGCCCAGGGCUCCCUCAUGCUCUCGAUCCCCACCGAGUCGCAAAAGGGCCAGUUCAUCGCCGUCUUCUGGUGCAUCUUCAACCUCGGAGCGUGCCUCGGCAGCGCCAUCGAGCUCGGCCUCACCUACCACUCGACCCAGAACACGGUCAGCAACGGCGUCUACGCCAGCUUCGUCGUCCUCACGGGCCUCGGCGCCUGCUGCGCCAUGCUGCUGCGCGACCCGGCCAAGAUGAUCCGCGACGACGGCACCCGCGUCACGGUUCCCCGCCAGACGAGCUGGCGCACCGAGUUCCGCGGCCUCUUCCAGCUCCUCGUCUCGGACAGGUGGAUCGUGUGCCUGUUUCCCCUCUUUGCCGCCUCCAACUUUUUCUACUGCUACCAGUUCAACGACUUCAACUCGCCCCUCUUUACGCUGCGCACCCGCGCCCUCAACAGCUUCCUCUACUGGGCGUCGCAGAUGGGCUCGAGCGUGGCCAUGGGCCGCCUCCUCGACAGCCGCCGCAUGUGCCGCCGCUCGCGCGCCUGGGUCGGCUGGUCGGUCGUCUUUGUGCUGGUGUGGACCGUAUGGGGCGGCUCGUACGCCAAGCAGCUCCAGUACACGCGCGCCGACACCCAGCAGCCCUGGUGGGACGCGCGGCGCAUCGACUUUACCCAGUCGCGCAGCUACGCCGGCCUGUGCAUCCUCUACAUCCUCAUGGGCGUCCUCGACGCCUGCUUCCAGACCUACGCCUACUACGUCAUCGGCACCGUCUCCAACGACCCGGCCAAGCUCGGCUUCCUCGCCGGCUUCUACAAGAGCUUCCAGUCGGCCGGCGCCGCCGUCGCCUUCGCCAUGGACUCCAAGUACGAGCCCUUCAUGACCAACCUCGCCACCGGCUGGGCCCUCUGCGCCGCCGGCAUGGUCUGCGCCCUGCCCGUCAUUGCGCUCCGCGUCACCAACACCACGGUCGAGGCGUCGCCCGUCGGCGGCGUCGAGGGCGCGCGCAACAGCGAGAGCGACGUCGAAUCGGCACGCGCAUCCACGGGCGGCGGCGGCGUCGUCGUCGCGACAAAGGAGGAAGACGUCUCGACGCCUGGUAGCGAAAAGGCCUAG
Pseudozyma flocculosa PF-1 is the source of this 1617-nucleotide messenger RNA. RefSeq lists its product as uncharacterized. The transcript has a single exon. The record is from RefSeq and is a predicted model, not a curated record. Bases 1 to 1617 code for a protein of 538 amino acids. NCBI's taxonomy places the organism in Eukaryota, Fungi, Basidiomycota, Ustilaginomycetes, Ustilaginales, Ustilaginaceae.